AAACAGUGUGACCAGACAUCCGCCCAUAUAGUUUGUUUUUUUUUUCACCUAGCAGAGAAACAAAAGAAUUGACAAUUUAGCCGCAGAUCAGACGACGCAAAUCCCAAUCCAGGAUGAGGAGCGUCGAGGAGAUCAAAGCGGAGUACCCGCUGCACUGGCAUAUCUGGCACAACGAACCGGAGCAGCUGCAGGCGGCCAUCGACCAGAACGAUAAGGAGAAAAUCGAUCCCCGCGGCCGGACGCCACUGAUGCUGGCUGUGAGAUUGGCCAAUUUGCCAUGCGUUAAAUGCCUUCUGGCGGCCAAAUGCAAUGCCACCUAUGAGCACGAAGGCUGGUCCAUUGUUCAGGAAGCCGUCUGCACCGGCGAUGUGGACAUACUGACGGCCAUCAUCGAAGUCCGGGAUCUCCAGCGUCAUGUCCAGCGGGUUACGCAUGUGCCUAAGCUGCUGCAGCACCUACUGGACGCACCCGACUUCUACAUCGAGAUGAAGUGGGAGUUCACUUCCUGGGUGCCUCUGAUGUCGCGUCUCUGUCCAAGCGACACCUACAAGGUCUACAAGCGGGGAGCCAAUGUCCGGAUAGAUACCACCCUGCUGGGCUUCGACAACAACACCUGGCAAAGGGGCAAUCGCUCCUACAUCUUCAAGGGCGCCAAAGAAACUGCCACGAUGAUCGAGAUCGAUCACGAUACAAACGAAGUCAUGGUGGAGGAGAUGAGCAGCGAUAUCGGUGAUAUUGUGGCCAUUCCACCAGCCUUGGGCACCGUGAGGGCGCGUCUCAAUGCCCCGGUGAUCACGAACAACAUCGAGAUGGACAAGAUUAGCUUCGAGCGCAACAAGUGCGGCAUAUGGGGAUGGCGUAGCGAGAAAUCUGAGGUGAUCAACGGCUACAACUGCAAGGUGUACGGGGCCAGCAACGUGGAGUUUGUUACAAAGACGCGAAUGGAUCACCUUAGCGAGGAGCAAAUCAAGAACAAGACAGCGAGGACGCCACUGCAUAGCCUGCUGGGAAUUGCUGAUGAGGACUAUGUAUCCCCCGCUGAUGCGGCUGCGGCACUAAAAGAUCGCUCACCAUCGCCCCGGUUGGAGGAAGCUUCCAACGCUGGAGUCGAAAAUGGUGGUCGAAACUCACCAGCCCCUGGAAAUCAGAGCAACGGAAGCUCCGCCUGUGCGUCAGGCACCUGUACUCCCAAGUCUUCUGUUACUCCGGAGGAGUAUUUCACUCAGGAGUUUGAUCUUCACGGAAGGGAUGUAGGCGGUCCCAAGAACCUGAGCACAAAGGUGCAGCGCUUUAAAGCCAACCUAUGGUUAGCCGAGGAGCACCCUAUUCGACUGCAGGAACAAGUGCUUCCCAUUCUGGAUCUCAUGUCCACCAUGGCCAGUCCACAUGUGUCCAAGCUGAGAGACUUUAUCACCAUGCAGCUGCCUGCUGGUUUUCCAGUCAAAGUGGAAAUCCCGCUCUUCCAUGUUCUAAAUGCCUGUAUUACAUUUGGAAAUGUAUUUGCUUUAACCACGCCCGUGGAUAACGUGGCCACGCUGCAGGAGCAAGAUCGUGUCACUUGUUUGGUCGAUGAUCGCUGUUUCGAUAUUCCAGCUCACUACACAAACAGGGGCAGCGAUGUCCGUCGUCAAAUUCCUCUUGACGAGGAUGACAUGCUACAGUAUGCAAUUGAGCAGAGUUUGGUGGAAACAAGCGGAGCCUGUGGCGUGGACGCCCGAGACGACGACAAGGUGGACAUCUGGGAAGUGUUGAGAGGGCAAAAUGUCGUGGGCUCCGAUCUCCUGCCAGAAGAUGACGAGCAGCUGCAACGAGUCCUGCAGGAAUCACUGCUUGGCGCCCAUGCUAAUCUCCAAAGCGGUUCGCCCGCCUCCGACGAAGACGACGAUGGAGGCUUCCGGUAUGUGGAUCCCGAUUUGGCCAUGGCCAUGCGACUGUCGCAGCAAGAGCAGAGAAAGUUCGAACUGGAGCGGCAGCAGGAGCAGGAGAUGAUCGAGCAGGCGCUGAAGCUUAGCCUGCAAGAGCACUAAUAUACUACCAGCAAUUCCAAAUUGAAGUUAUAUUGAUUUCAAGUGUAACCUUCGGGCUAAGUUGUAUAAAUAAUACGAGUACUUUAAGUUACCCUCUCUUCCUUCUGCGCCCUGUCCUUGUUUUGAAUUGUGAUACAAGCGGGACGCAAGCGGGAAGCAGUCGCCUGGUCUCAACUCGUCCACUCGCAACCGAAGGAUCCACCCUAUAUAUACCAUGUAUCCAAAGUAGUCCUCGUAGUUGUAGCUUUUGCAUUGUAUCUGGCAUCUAUUAGAUACUAUCUUAAAUUUAAGUGCGUGUGGCGUCCGUGAGAAAUGUCUUAUAUGCGAUCGAUCCGGUUAGCCACAUGCUUGCGUGUCCUUAAUCUGUAACCACUAAUCACCAUUAUCCGUAAUUUAUACCAAUAAUACCCACUCACACAUCAUGCGCAUGUAAGCCGACACCUUUUUGUGUAAAUGAAGAAAAUAUAUGAAAUAAUCAUCAGGAAAACAA
Drosophila sechellia is the source of this 2517-nucleotide messenger RNA. RefSeq names its product ankyrin repeat domain-containing protein 13D. Gene Ontology annotation, molecular function: protein binding. The record is from RefSeq and is a predicted model, not a curated record. NCBI's taxonomy places the organism in Eukaryota, Metazoa, Arthropoda, Insecta, Diptera, Drosophilidae. The coding region runs from base 114 to 2027 and encodes 637 amino acids. The transcript has 7 exons. Gene Ontology annotation, cellular component: cytoplasm.